Chiloscyllium plagiosum (whitespotted bambooshark) is the source of this 756-nucleotide messenger RNA. The record is from RefSeq and is a predicted model, not a curated record. Lineage: Eukaryota; Metazoa; Chordata; Chondrichthyes; Orectolobiformes; Hemiscylliidae.
AACUGAAAAAAAAAUAAUUGCCGUAUUUUAUGAGGGUUGUUGUAGUGGAGAGAGGUGGAGAAGGUUGUUCACAGGCAUCUCCGGGACACGUGCAGUGAGGACCUUGAUCAGCUGAGAGUCUGUUACAUUUGAAGGUCAGGGGUGAGGCUUUCCGAGACCCCGGGGGAGAGCUGCCUCUGGUUCCCACCUCCGAUUCUGCAUCAUGUCGGGGCCGAAUGGGGAACCGAGUGUCCCUGUGGGACAGCAGGAGGAGGAGGAGGCGGCUGAUGAAGAAUAUGUGGCACUCAAUUUGAUGCUUGACCAGAUCAACUCUUGCCUGGACAACCUUGAGGAGAAAAACGAUGUUUUAAAUGCAAAACUUCGAGAAUUGCUGGAGUCAAAUCGCCAGGAUCUGCUUUUGGGUGAGUGUCUUAAACUCCUGUGCAUCUUAGCUUGAAUUGCAUGCUCAAUCCCUUGCACAGUUAUAAGGUAAAUAAAACAUGCAUUGUGGGGUGAAAAGAAUUGAAGUAAAUAAUGCAAGGUGUAAAAUUUCUUCUGUAGCACGUGGAAGUAGUUUCUGUAAAAGUUGAUUGUUUUCAUUUCCUCAGAUUUUCUAUGCCCACAACAUCGUGCAGUAAUUUACCAGUGCCUCUGACUGGGAUUGUGAUGGCAGACAGGUUCUCUCUGCUGCUCUGAAAUUACUGAUAUUUUAUUAGAGGAUGUAAAAGAUUUUUUUAAAAAAUGGUAAUAAAAUUGUUUAUGCAAUAAAGAAAUAAU